This is a messenger RNA of Caenorhabditis angaria, 1476 nucleotides long. The record is from the annotation of a GenBank genome assembly. Lineage: Eukaryota; Metazoa; Nematoda; Chromadorea; Rhabditida; Rhabditidae.
AUGAUGACUGAUUUGCAAUAUGGACCACAAUUAAGACUUGGAAAAUCGAGCGAAUUCUCCAACACUGAAAGCGAUUUACGCUCACAAUUGGCAACACCAGAUUAUUCGGAUACAACAAUUUCGUUGGGAUCAAGUUGGAGAGCUGUUGAACAAAAAACAAGUGCGAAUGAUUUGACUUUGGAAAGUAGCGAAAGUAGCGGAAGUUCAACUCUGACUGCAGAUACUUUGCCGAGAAUGGUAGGUUUAGAAAAUAUUUCGAAACGGACCCGAGUUUUAAGAUUUCUGACCACCUAAAUCCUUGUUUUCAGACAAAUCGCACCGAACUUCAACGCAUUGUUUCUGAACAACACGAUGAACUUCGAAUGACUAUGGAGAAAACAUCUGAAAUCUUCGAAAAUUCUCUUAAAAACCUCUCAAAUAUGAUGUCACAAAUCAAUUCAAAUGGAGAAACUUUGAGACAAGAAUUAUUUGAGGAAUUAGAUGAAUUGGAAGAUGUUAAUGAUGAAUAUUUGGAGGAUUUUGAUAGAAAAAUCGAACAUUUUUCGGAUAUUUGUCAAGAUACUCUUGAUUUAUUGGAAUACAAAGCAAAACUCGAUAAUGUUGUUGCUAAAAGUGAUCAUUUGUUAGCAAAUUUGACGAAAACUCAAGUCCUUCUUGAUUCCAACACGAAACGCGUUAAAAAUGCGAAAAAUCUUAUUGAUUUUGCGAUUGCUGAUUUGCCAGAUUUGACUGUUUUCGAACACGAAGAUCAUAGGAUUUAUCAAGUUUUGACGAAUUUGCAAAAAUGGGUUAGAGAAAUGCCAAUGAAUUUGGAAGAAAAGGAGAAAAUUGAGGAGACAAUUCGAAAAACUGAUGAUUUGCCAGCAAACGGAGCUUAUAAAUGUGAAAUGAUAUUUGGGGAAUUUUCAAAAAUUAUGGAUGGAUGGGCGGCGAGAUCUGGAAAAUCGACUAGUUUCAAUCUCUCGAGUUUGUCUGAAUUGAGUCAAACGGAUUCGGAAGAACCAAAGAAUCGCAUUGAUUUAUCGUAAGUUCUCGAAUCCCCCGGUUUUUUAUGGAAGAAUUCCAAACAAUAAAGAUUUCAGAUCCUGGUCAGCGAAUUCUUCAUUAUCUGACACCAGUGGAAAAACAUCGAUUCAAUCUCUAAUGACCGAUGUUUCACAAGUUAGUUCGAAUAUUCAAACUGCAUUCUCGGAAGGUGGAAUUGUUUCUCCAAAACCACCAAGAGAUCCAGAAAACAUUUUGGAUAAUGAGAGACAUAUCACUGUUUGUAAGUUAUCGAUGUUAUUUUUUCCCAUCAAAAACUUCUGAUUUUUAGUCACCAAUCCGCAAACACUUCAAUCUGCAACUGAUAGAUCACCAAUGAUUUCGCCAUUUGCACCAGCAAGUUCAUCUGAAAGUGAAAGUGAAACCCAGGAAUCCACUUCGUCAUUCUCAAAAAUUCGAGUCUCAGCUGAAAAAGCUGAACUUUCUCAUUAA